CGUUUACGUCAUUGCAGAAUUCCAAAUAGCUGGAUGCGUCAUCAAGAAUGCUAUCAAUGCUAACGGUUCCAUCUACAUGAUAUGUAGAUCUGCGGUUAGCGACCGUCUCACACUGACGUUGAUUUUGCCGACGUUAAACGUCUGCCGCAGCUGCAAACCGUAAACAACGAAGGAUGUGAAGCAUUUUUCUGUUUUAUAGCAAACUUAUUUUCUUUCAGUAUGGCUCAAGCGGCGGAGAAAGCUUAUUAUCGCUUCCUGGUUCUCUUCUUUAACUGCCUCCUGACUUUUGGUUCCUACUUCUGCUUCGACAUCCCCAGCGUCCUGCAGGACCAGUUCCAGGGGAACCUCACAUGUCCCAAUGCAACAGUGAUCAAUGGGACUGUGGACUGUGUAGAGGGGCUGGGGAUGAGUCCGCAGCAGUACAACCUCCUCUACGCCAUAUAUGCUUGGACGAACGCUGUGGUGGUGAUUAUGGCCGGAUUCCUGAUCGACAAAUUAGGAAAUCGAUUCGGGGUGUUUCUCUUCUCCUUUCUGUGUGUUCUGGGCUCGUCGCUGUUCGCUCUGGGCUCCCACUUCAGAGGAACUCCCUACCUGCUUCCUCUCAUGCUCACGGGACGUUUAUUAUUCGGUUCCGGCAACGGAUCUUUGACCAUUGUGCAGAACCGCAUCACAGCGUUCUGGUUCAAAGGGAAGGAGCUGGCGCUGGCCUUCGGUGUGACGCUCGCCUUUUCCCGCCUCGGUUCGGUCCUCAACUUCUUCUUCACGCAGAAGUUUGAAGACCGAUACGGCAUGCAGUGGACGCUGUGGGGUGGCGCUCUGCUGUGCGUGCUCGGCUUCGUUUCUGCGGUCGUCGUGAGCGCUCUGGACAAGAUGGGCAUGAGGCAGCUGGGCCUCGACGGGGCCAUCGCAGAGGAGUCCCGCAAAGUGAGGGUUCAGGAUGUGAAGCUGCUGUCGCUCCGGUACUGGCUGCUGGUUCUCACCAUCAUGUUCUUCUACAACGGCAUUUUCCCCUUCAUCGCUGAUGCCAGUAAGUUCAUCCAGGAUAAAUACAGCGACUACAGCCAGAAGGAGGCGGCGUACGUCGCGGGCGCCGUGUACGACAGCUCGCUGGUGCUCUCGGCCGGCGUGGGCAUCCUCAUCGAUUAUGUGGGCCUUCGGGGAGUUUUUGCGGUGGCCUGCGCCGUUUUCACGCUGCCCGUCUUCGGACUGCUGGCCUUCACCUUCGUCCCUCCUCUGGUCUCCACCAUCUGGCUGGGAGUCACUUACUCCUUCGCUGCCGCCAGCAUGUGGCCGUCCAUCCCCCUGGUGGUUCCUCAGGCCACGCUGGGAACGGCCAUGGGCUUGGCCACCUCCAUGCAGAUGGUCGGCAUCGGAGUGUCCAACCUGAUCGUCGGGCAGAUUUUGGGCACCAAAUCCAGUGAAGCUAAAAUCCCGCUGUGGCGCUGGCAGAGGAUGAUGAUCUUCAUGCUGGCCAACACCGUCUGCUGCAUCGUCGCCUCACUUCUGCUCAACAUCGUCGACCGCAGACAGGGCGGGACGCUGAACAAGACGACCAAAAGGUCGCGGCCGGCGGAGGGAGACGCCGAGCGAGAGCCGCUCACCCGGACGCAGGAGGAGGAGCAAAACCAGACCAAUUCCAUCAACUCAUGAGGUUUUCUCAUGUUUUAUGUCUCAAAAUGACAAACGAGUUGCUCUGUAGCAACUCAGUCAAGUUCAACUUUCUCCAGGCCGACUUUUUUUUUUUUUUUUUGGGCUGCUCUAGAAAGAAAAAAUGGAGCAAAUUUCUGCCAAAAAAUGUGAAAAGGAGAACGUCUGAGUUUGAAAAGUCUUGAAAAAAUUCAAGAAUUUUGUUGAAAAAGUCUUGGAAAGUUUGGAGUUUUAAUGUUGAAAAUUUUCUAGAAAACAAACUCAGAAAUUUUAAGAUUAAUCUCAGAAAUUUUGUAGAACAAACUUGGAAAUUUCUGAAUUUGAAAAGUUGAAAAUUUGCUUGAAGAAACUCGAACUUUUAUAUUAAUCUUAUAAAAUUUCUAGAAAAACUGGAAAAUUUCUGAGUUGAAAAAGUCAUGAAUUUGCCAGAAAACU
This is a messenger RNA of Poecilia latipinna (sailfin molly), 2082 nucleotides long. RefSeq names its product major facilitator superfamily domain containing 1-like (gene mfsd1l). The record is from RefSeq and is a predicted model, not a curated record. Lineage: Eukaryota; Metazoa; Chordata; Actinopteri; Cyprinodontiformes; Poeciliidae. Gene Ontology annotation, biological process: transmembrane transport. Gene Ontology annotation, molecular function: transmembrane transporter activity. The transcript is spliced from 13 exons. Bases 220 to 1650 code for a protein of 476 amino acids.